AUGUCUAUUAGCAAUACUCCUGUGCCAGAAGCACUGCCUCCAUCGGUCGCCGCUACGCCCAAGCUUCCACUCCGGAAGUCGGAAUCCGGAGGGGCUCUACCACCCACUUCACCCCCAAGCGGGCGAUCGACCUCGCGGGCUCCUCCUGCUCGGAUCCCGUAUCGACCCAGCAGAAGGUCUCACGAUGCCCCUGGUAUAUCCCCAGACUUUGACGUGCCAGUGUCGUCUGCCUCAUUUCGCUCCACCAGGCCAAUGCGAGAGGAGUGGGACGAUGACUACGCCUACCGUGAGUCAGAAUCAGACCGCGAUUACUACCGCGAGGAAUGGCGGCAUCCAGAUGCAUACACUCGACGUCACCCCAGUGUCCGCGGUCGACGUCCUCCGCGCUCGUAUAUGAAUAGGCCAUAUCACCAGGAAGACCUCGACGGAGGGCCCGGCCCGUUUUCCCCUUCCCAGCCCUACUUCGACCACUCUCCCCGCUCCCAGCGCUCGCGGGACAUCGAGAUGGGCUUCGGCCACGCCGGCACCGCCGACUCCGGCCCGAAGGUGGACUGGAAGAACCUCAGCAAGGAGGAGAAGGGCGAAAUCCUGCGAAUACCAUUGACGCAGUGGAUGAACUCCAACUUCAAGAACCACUUCGUCGCGACGAUAGGCGAGUUCAUCGGCACCACGAUGUUCCUGCUUUUUGCCUUCGCCGGCACCGAGGUCGCCAACAUCCAGUCGGACGCCGGCUCGAGUAGCGCCGACUCGAACUCGACCACGGGGGCCGCGACAGGUUUCAAUGUCGCGGUUCUUCUGUACAUCUCGCUCAUCUUCGGCUUCUCGCUUAUGGUAAACGUGUGGAUAUUCUUCCGUAUCAGCGGCGGCCUGUUCAACCCUGCUGUUACCUUUGGUAUGCUGCUAGUCGGGGCCGUCUCCCUUACUAGGGCUCUAUGCCUAUUCGUGGCACAGAUAGCGGGCUCGCUGCUGGCGUCCGUUGUUGUCCGCUUCUUACUGCCGGAAAACUUCAAUGUCCGAACGACACUGACUGGCGGCGCGACGGUUGCACAAGGUGUCAUAUUAGAGGCAAUACUCACUGCAGAAUUGGUGUUUACGAUCUUCAUGUUGGCCAAGGAGAAGCAUCGCGCCACUUUCAUCGCACCCGUGGGAAUCGGCCUGGCCUUGUUCAUUGGCGAGUUGGUCGGCGUGCAAUUCACAGGCGGCUCACUCAAUCCUGCUCGAAGUUUUGGGCCGUGUGUGAUCACUCUGACUUUUGACGAGGAACACUGGAUUUACUGGGUCGGUCCCUUAGUUGGUGCUCUGAUCGCUGUCGCCUUCUAUCGGUUCAUCAAGAUGCUUGAGUAUGAAAUGGCCAACCCGGGUGCAGACGGCGAUCCGCUCAACGAUCCGACCCAGAACCCUGAGAAGAUGGCCGAGCUCAAGAAUAAGAAGGAUAUGCCGAAGGAUAUGCCAUCACUUCAGAACUACCAGUCGGCGGACGGUAGCGUUGUUUAA
Molecule: messenger RNA, 1494 nt
Organism: Anthostomella pinea
Lineage: Eukaryota; Fungi; Ascomycota; Sordariomycetes; Xylariales; Xylariaceae
Source: the annotation of a GenBank genome assembly